Musa acuminata AAA Group (dessert banana) is the source of this 1610-nucleotide messenger RNA. Its product is annotated as nuclear transcription factor Y subunit A-7-like. NCBI's taxonomy places the organism in Eukaryota, Viridiplantae, Streptophyta, Magnoliopsida, Zingiberales, Musaceae. The record is from RefSeq and is a predicted model, not a curated record. The coding region runs from base 393 to 1340 and encodes 315 amino acids. The transcript is spliced from 6 exons. Gene Ontology annotation, molecular function: DNA-binding transcription factor activity, RNA polymerase II-specific. Gene Ontology annotation, biological process: regulation of transcription by RNA polymerase II.
GUGAGGGACGGAGAGUAGCGUGCAGGUGAUGGGAGGCGGAGAGACUUUUUCCUGUUUCCUGCUGAGGGAAAUGGUCGAAAAGGACUACCGAUGAUGGAGACGGAGUAGCACGUUUGGCAACAGAAGAAGAACUCCAUUUAUGUUUCCUUGGUGUGUAGCGUGAAGAAAGAGAAGAAGAAGAAGAAAAGGAGACACGACCCUCCCUUCUCCCUGCUGAGAGGUUCUUCUUCCCUUUGUUCGUCCAGUCAGUUCUACAACUCCAGAACUGAUACUGAUGUGGACUUGAAGCAUCUUUGCAACUGAAACAUGUCUCUGAUGAAAAGACUUCUAGAAACACAUUGGGAACAACGGUUCAGGAUAUACUUUGAUUCAUUCGACAUCCAAUUGUGUAAAUGAAUCAUCCUUUUUGGUGGAAAUCAAGUAGCUCGACCAUUCCAAAUUCCUUAAACUCUGAUAACUUGAGUAUGCACAUGGACUUCUUGGCUCAACAUGGUAAUCAGAUGAAGCAUCUAGGCGAUCAAAUGCCUGACCAAAACUCUUCGUCAACUCAGUCAAGUGGUCAAGCCCAUCAAGAAGUAUCAGGAACAAGUGAAUGCAACAACCAUGAGCAGUACAUUUCAGCACAUUCUGCCACUGAUAAUACACACGAAAAGCAAGUUGAGGGUCAUAUGAAGGCAGUUCUAACUCUAGGGACUCCAGAAGCGUCAAGUGCACCUCCAAGAUUUGAUUAUAACCAGCCUUUUGCUUGUAUAUCAUACCCCUAUGCUGAUGCAUACUACGGAGGAGUGCUCGCUACAUAUGGCCCACAUGCUAUAAUCCAACCCCAAAUGGCCGGAAUGGCAUCCUCUGCUCGAGUACUGCUGCCUACUGAACCUGCUGCUGAAGAACCCGUUUAUGUGAAUCCAAAACAAUACAAUGCGAUCCUCAGAAGGAGACAGCUUCGUGCACGGUUGGAGGCUCAAAACAAAGUUAUCAAAACUCGAAAGCCAUACCUUCACGAGUCUCGACAUCUUCAUGCAAUGAAGAGAGUGAGGGGAUCAGGUGGCCGCUUUGUUAACACAAAGCAGCUCCAGCAGCAGAAUUCCCAGCCUUGCUCCUCCAAAGCGUGCCGGAAUGUCUCAUGUUCUGAGCCCUGCUCCUGUAGUGGUCUAAUUGGUUCGUCUGCCACAUCUACCAGCUCCGACAUGACGUCUCUUUCGACAAGCAGAAGAAUGUUAGUGCAGCAGGAUCAGUCAUGUUAUUCGCAGCCCGGUUUCCACUCCAGUGCUGCAGCAACUAGUCAGGGCCGAGGCAGGAAAAUGGGAAACGGCUCCGAGCAACGGACACCAGCCGUGAGGUAAAAGCACAGGAUGCACAGGCAGUGCGCAUGUCACUUUCCACUGUCUCAGUGCUUCCCUGGCAAUUCAUCCUUGGCUUAUUAUGUUUCGACUAAAAUGCCUUGUUUCAUAAGUUCGGAUCCGAAACCAUGUCUGAAAGAUGAUGAAUAAUCAGCCACCAUAUCAGUUUGUUCUGGAUUUGUAUGGUUGAAGGAGCUGAGACUGCCUCCAGCUAAAACUCUUGGAUAUAUGUUCAAGCAAUAUGCAUGGAUUCUCUUCUCCUUAAAACUUGUA